Messenger RNA from Vitis riparia (riverbank grape), 1701 nucleotides. RefSeq names its product zinc transporter 2. Gene Ontology annotation, cellular component: membrane. Gene Ontology annotation, biological process: zinc ion transmembrane transport. Bases 572 to 1567 code for a protein of 331 amino acids. NCBI's taxonomy places the organism in Eukaryota, Viridiplantae, Streptophyta, Magnoliopsida, Vitales, Vitaceae. The record is from RefSeq and is a predicted model, not a curated record. The transcript is spliced from 2 exons. Gene Ontology annotation, molecular function: zinc ion transmembrane transporter activity.
AAAAGAAGAAGAAGAAAAUUUGAGGGUGCUGGCACAAUUCUGGUACGGGGCUCAAAUAUAUUUUAGAGAAUUCUACUACGACUUCAGGGCAAAAAUGCCCUUUAGGCAUACUACAGGCUAUAAAUAAAACACACUGCUACUUUAGAAAAAAGUUGGAAGUUAACAGAUUAAAACCCAGCAUCAUCAUCAUUAGUUUCGUCAUCGCUUUGAUCACCCUUGUCAUGGUAUGCAAUUUAUGCUAUGCUGUUAUUUGUCAUAUCUCCUAUAUGAUGUAAUACAGCUCAGGGUCUUCUGAUCCAAAUUUCUAGGGUUGAAUGAGUUUUGGGUUGGGCUGUUGCUCUGGAAAUUCUGCCCUCACUGGCCCAAUGAUGGAUGAUUAGCAUUAAUUGUAUGAUUAUUUUCUUAUAGUAGCGAUAUUCCGUUUUGUGUAGUACAAUCUUGGAAAGUCAAUGCUGUACUGCGAAGUACCAGAAAUGGGAGAGAUAUCUAGCUUUUUAUUUUAUCAUAGCCCCUUUCUUCUCCUAUUUGUCCUAGUAACAUUAACUGAUUCAAACCAAAAGAAAAGAGUUUGAUGACCCCAUUCAUGGCCUCUGUUCCUUCCUCCAAAGCUCUCAAGUCAACCUUGCUAAUCACAGCUCUUUUGCUUCUAAAAUUCUCCACAAUCUACGCUCAUGGAGGUGAUGACCAUGGCAACAGCGGUGAUGAAGACUUGCAUGAAAGAGGUUUAAUUUUGGUGAAAAUCUGGUGUCUAAUAAUCCUCUUCGUGAGCACUUUUGCAGGUGGAGUUUCCCCUUACUUCUAUAGAUGGAAUGAGAGCUUUCUUCUGUUGGGCACGCAGUUUGCAGGCGGGGUCUUCCUGGGGACCUCUCUAAUGCAUUUCUUGAGCGACUCCAAUGAGACUUUUGAAGAUCUCACAGCAAAAGCAUACCCUUUUGCCUUCAUGCUAGCAUCAGCGGGUUAUCUUCUCACCAUGUUAGGAGAUUGCAUAGUGAUCUUUGUUACCAAGGGUAGCGAAAGAGAGGCAAAAGUGGAAGCUUCCGAGGAGGGUGCGACAGAGGUGCCUGUGGGUCUCAACCCAGCAUUCUUGCAGACAACAUCUUUUGGGGACACCAUGCUUCUCAUCCUUGCUCUGUGUUUUCACUCAGUUUUUGAGGGCAUUGCCAUCGGGGUUUCAGGUACAAAGGCAGAAGCAUGGAGGAACCUGUGGACAAUAUCAUUGCACAAGAUAUUUGCAGCCAUUGCAAUGGGAAUUGCACUGCUGAGGAUGAUACCCAAGAGGCCAUUUGUGACAACUGCGGCCUAUUCUUUUGCCUUUGCGGUUUCGAGCCCCGUCGGAGUGGGAAUAGGCAUUGCCAUAGAUGCCACAACCCAAGGGAAGGCAGCUGAUUGGAUAUAUGCUAUAUCAAUGGGUCUUGCUUGUGGGGUUUUCAUCUAUGUUGCCAUCAACCAUCUCGUUGCCAAGGGCUUCAAACCACAAACUCAGCUUUAUUUUGACACUCCCUUUUUCAAGUUUCUUGCUGUGCUUGCUGGGGUGGGAGUCAUAGCUGUUGUUAUGAUUUGGGAUUAGUGAACUCAUGAAUUUGGUUUUCCCCACUAUUUGUUUCAUUGUAGCUGGUUUGAAUAUCAAUAACGCCUGUAAACGAUCCUUGUUUGUUGUGAAAUGAAAAAGAGAACAAUAAAAAUGGCUGGUUAAGAGUGAUA